Molecule: messenger RNA, 1120 nt
Organism: Erythranthe guttata (spotted monkey flower)
Lineage: Eukaryota; Viridiplantae; Streptophyta; Magnoliopsida; Lamiales; Phrymaceae
Product: craniofacial development-like protein
Source: RefSeq, a predicted model, not a curated record
UUGCGGGUCGGAUCUUAGUUCGGAUACGGGUCUUCCAUGGCAACAGAACACGAAUUUUUACAGACGAGUGAAGACUAAAAACGGAGCGCAGAAAUAAAUCAAAAGCUUUCAUGGCAGAUUCAAACCCUAAUUCCACUGCUUCCGCCGAAAGUGCAGAAAAGAUGGACGGGUGUAGAACAGAGUCCUUGCAAGAAGAUUCUAACGGCCCCACCUCUGAGUCUAAUCCCGAAGAAAUCGAAAGAAAAGCUCGGAUAGACGCUAUGUGGCAGCAAAUGAAUAAAGGAGUUCCCGCAAAAAAACCUUUUAAAUCCAUUUCGGAAAAUCAGAGUUCGACCGCGAAAAAGCCUCCUACGAAAAAUCCCGCACAAAAGUCAUCAACAGGUUGGAUGAAUUAUCUCGGUUUAGGAUCGAAGACGACAUCAUCAUCUCGACAAGGGGUCCCGGAAAAUCGUCCCAGCAUUAGCUCAAAUAGUGACAAUGAGGAAGCCAAGAAAAUUGCCGCUGCUGCUCUUUCAGCAGUUAAAGAUGCUGCUGCUGCUUCAGCCAACAUAGGAAAGGGCAAAGUUGAGAUUACGGAAGUGCGAGACUUUGCGGGCGAGGAAAUCGAAGUGAAGAAAGUGAUAGACGCCGACUCAAAGGAGGCGAAUGAGAAAGGUAAAGGUGCAGCAGGAGCAACUUCAGCCGUCGACGCAAUUUUAGAACAGAUUAAAAAGAAAACAAAACUGAGUGUGCUUGACAAGACGAAGAAGGACUGGGGCGAAUACAAAGGCGAAAAUAAAGGAUUGGAAGAUGAAUUAGAUGCUUACAAGAAGAGCUCUAAUCAAUAUUUGGACAAAGUUUCUUUCUUAGAGCGUGCCGAUUACAGGGAGUUUGAGAGAGAAAGAGACGUUCGCCUCUCGUUGCAGGCCAAACGGAAGACUGAUAUGCGCGAGUGACUUUUGAGACUCCCGUUAUCAAGAAAUCUCAGAAAAAAAAAAAACAAGGUACUUUGCUUUUUAAUGUUUUAUCAAUUUUUUUUCCCUCCGACUAGGUGAGAGUAUUCCGAAAAUCGAUCAAUUUCUUGAGAGUAUUCAAUUGUGGAUUGUGUAUUAGAACUUGAUUAUUAAUUUAUUUUUUUUUU